UGGAAGAUGGUACCUGAUGACUGAUGAGUAAUGACUCGUCAAUCCUGGCGUACCACAAUGUGAGUUAGAAAAACCAAACACCAUCCUACUGAGGGAGUUGAACUUGAAGUUUGAAGGUUAACGUUCAUUCUCUCGAAGUCUCACCCAUUGACUCAAAUCCAAUCCACCUAACUUUUCAGUUAGGACAUAACACAAACACCUCACAUACACACUUACACACAAACCAUUCUAUAAUAAAUAACCUCCUCCACCGUUCAAUUCUAUCCAACCACCACCGAAAAUGGAUAAUUCCACCCAAGACUCUCACCUCCGAUCCGAAAACUCCGUCACCUAUGACUCCCCUUACCCUCUCUACGCCAUGGCCUUCUCCCCCAACAACAACAACAACUCCCACUCCGCCGCCACCACCACCCAACGCCUCGCCGUCGGAAGCUUCCUCGAAGAAUACACCAACCGCGUCGACAUCCUCUCCUUCAACCCCGACACCCCCUCCAUAAGACCCCAACCUUCCCUCUCCUUCGACCACCCUUACCCGCCGACCAAGCUCAUGUUCCACCCCUCCACCCACUCCCCGCUUCUCAAAUCCUCCGCCGUCGACCUCCUCGCCACCUCCGGCGACUACCUCCGCCUCUGGGAGGUCCGGGAGAAUUCCGUCGAGGCGCUUUCUCUCUUCAACAACAGCAAAACCAGCGAGUUCUGCGCCCCGCUUACCUCCUUCGAUUGGAAUGAAAUCGAGCCCAAGCGUAUCGGAACCUCCAGCAUCGACACCACCUGCACCAUCUGGGACAUAGAGCGCGGCGUUGUGGAGACGCAGCUCAUCGCGCAUGACAAGGAGGUCUACGACAUCGCAUGGGGUGAGGCUAGGGUUUUCGCUUCCGUUUCCGCUGAUGGGUCUGUGAGGAUCUUCGAUCUGAGGGACAAGGAGCACUCUACCAUCAUCUAUGAGAGCCCUCAACCGGAUACCCCUUUGCUCCGUUUGGCUUGGAACAAGCAGGAUUUGAGGUACAUGGCUACUAUCUUGAUGGACAGCAAUAAGGUUGUGAUAUUGGAUAUUAGGUCGCCGACCAUGCCGGUGGCGGAGUUGGAGAGGCACCGUUCGUGUGUCAAUGCCAUUGCUUGGGCUCCUCGGAGCUCGAAGCAUAUUUGUUCUGCUGGGGAUGAUUCUCAGGCUCUUAUUUGGGAGUUGCCUACUGUGGCUGGACCUAAUGGGAUUGACCCUAUGUUCAUGUAUUCUGCUGGUUGUGAGAUUAACCAGCUGCAGUGGCCUGCGGCUCAGCCGGAUUGGAUUGCGGUUGCUUUUGCGAACAAGAUGCAGCUUUUGAAGGUUUAAUUGAGUUUGAGCUGCAGAUAACCUUUUAUUGGUCAGAAAGUAGUUAGAUGAUUUGCUUGAAACGACUUCCCCUUGUAGACUAAAGAAUAAUCGUUCCAUUAUCUGGAAAGAUGUUUGCUGAUUUACUGAUUUGGAACAUUUAACCGUUUGUGUGGAGAUUCAGGUAGAGGGCAGAGUAAUUUUGUUGUGAUUACGUUAAAUUGAGUAGAUAGAGUGCAAGGUAGUAAAAUACAUUUUAGAAGAAUCUUAUAAUGACUCAUAUGUGUCUAACUUGCUUGAGCAUUGGGAGAUGCAGCAUAUCCAUCGAAAGCUAUUGUAUAUUCCUUCAGCAAUAUUGAAUUUCAAAUAGAAAUUAGAAA
Messenger RNA from Lotus japonicus, 1689 nucleotides. RefSeq names its product protein TRANSPARENT TESTA GLABRA 1. Gene Ontology annotation, molecular function: protein binding. The record is from RefSeq and is a predicted model, not a curated record. The coding region runs from base 281 to 1330 and encodes 349 amino acids. The transcript is spliced from 2 exons. Gene Ontology annotation, cellular component: nucleus. NCBI's taxonomy places the organism in Eukaryota, Viridiplantae, Streptophyta, Magnoliopsida, Fabales, Fabaceae.